Messenger RNA from Sclerotinia sclerotiorum 1980 UF-70, 198 nucleotides. RefSeq lists its product with no specific name. Lineage: Eukaryota; Fungi; Ascomycota; Leotiomycetes; Helotiales; Sclerotiniaceae. The coding region runs from base 1 to 198 and encodes 65 amino acids. The record is from RefSeq and is a predicted model, not a curated record. The transcript is spliced from 2 exons.
AUGGCAUGUGCUUGUGCCGAGGCUAGUUCGGUUAUACCUUUCUACAAAUUUAUCCCGCAGGUUAUAAUAACAGUUUCGUUACCCAAGCAUACCAGUAUCCUGAAUUGCAAUGUGAUUGCAGUGGCUGGGAUGACGGUAGUGGUCGUAGCUCUUAAGAACACGACCGACAUGCUAUGGCGAGAUGAGGGACAUGUGUAG